Messenger RNA from Triticum turgidum subsp. durum (durum wheat), 507 nucleotides. Lineage: Eukaryota; Viridiplantae; Streptophyta; Magnoliopsida; Poales; Poaceae. The record is from the annotation of a GenBank genome assembly.
AUGAUGCUGCGCGCGGCGGGGAGGAGGCUGAUCGGCGCGGCGGGGGCGCUCGCCGGUGACUCCUCCACCGGCGCGGCGGCGCUGGGGGCGGUGGCGGCGAGGAGGGGGUACCACGAGCGGGUGGUGGACCACUACAGCAACCCGCGCAACGUGGGGGCGUUCGACAAGGACGACGCCGACGUCGGCACCGGCCUCGUCGGCGCGCCGGCCUGCGGGGACGUCAUGAAGAUGCAGAUCCGCGUCGACCAAGCCUCCGGCAGGAUCGUCGACGCCUGCUUCAAGACCUUCGGCUGCGGCUCCGCCAUCGCAUCCUCCUCCGUCGCCACUGAGUGGGUGAAGGGAAAGCAGAUGGAGGAAGUGGUAGCGAUCAAGAACACAGAGAUCGCCAAGCAUCUGUCGCUGCCACCGGUGAAGCUCCACUGCAGCAUGCUCGCCGAGGACGCCAUCAAGGCCGCAGUGAAGGACUACGAGGCAAAGAAGACGAAGGCGGCCGAGGCAGACGAGUAG